CAACGUUCUUACAACGACAACCUGCGCUUGCGCAAACAGCGUGUUUCCCUUAGCAACUGAGCUGGACCACGGUGGCAAUUUGUUGUCUGCUCCUGCGUUCAUCCUAAAUCCGUGAAAUUUUACCAGUUUCAUUGACAAUAUCUAGCCAAAUCGAGCAACAUGGCUGAAAACGGCACUGAGGAUAUAAAUAAGCUGGAUUUGAUUCGCACUAUUGGUUUCAACGGCAAUAUACCUGGAGGUUUGAAAGUACAUCCAAACCGUCAGCAUGUGGUUUACGCACUUGGUAAUACAGUCAUUGUAGAAGACAUAACCAGUCAUCAACAGUGUUUUCUUUCUGGUCACACAAAUGAUGUUUCAUGCUUGACUGUCUCAAAAAGUGGUAAUUAUCUUGCAUCUGGUCAAGUCACACACAUGGGCUUCAAGGCUGACGUAAUUAUCUGGGACUUUGAGAAACGAGAAUUGUAUGCCAGACUGACACUACACAAAGUUAAAGUGGAAUCCCUUGCAUUUUCUCCCAAAGACAAAUACUUGGUAACAGUAGGAGGACAAGAUGAUGGCAGUGUUGUUGUGUGGAAUAUUGCUAAGAAGGAAGCUAUUUGUGGUAGUCCAGCUGCAGUACCAAGUGAUGGAACUACUAUGUGUGUCACUUAUGCCAACAUGUGCGAUGAAACAUUUAUAACUGGUGGAAAUGGUACAUUAAGAAAGUGGAAAUUGGACCUAUCAAACAGAAAAAUUCGCCCAACUGAUGUCCGAAUGGGGCAACUUAAGCGUAUAGUUAAAUGUAUUGAGAUAGAUGAGGCAGAUGAAUUUAUCUACUGUGGAACCACCAGUGGUGACAUACUGAAAGUCGGAGUAAACACGUGUAUAAUGGCAGAAUAUGGACCUGUCAAGGAGAAAUUUAGUCUUGGUAUUAUGGCAAUAGGUCUUCUCAAGUCUGAAGAAAUUAUUGUAGGUGCUGGUGAUGGAACUGUUGCUCUUGUACGUAAGACACUCAAAAGAAAAAAGAUUAGUAAAGUGACUGGAGGAGUAACAUCAAUUGCUUUGAGAGGCUUAGGACAUCAGUUUUUUGUUGGUACUAGCCUUGCAGAAUUAUACCAAUGUAACCUGGGAGAAUUCACAUUUGACUUGGUCAAAACAUGUCAUUACUCUGAUGUACUUGAUGUUACAUUCCCAGCGGGAGCAUCUCAGUUGUUUGCCACCUGUUCUAAAAAUGAUAUUCGUAUUUGGUCAACGACAACAGGAGCUGAAAGACUACGAAUCACUGUCCCAAACUUGACAUGUAAUGGUAUUGACAUCAUGGAAAAUGGUAGUAGUAUUGUUAGUGCCUGGGAUGAUGGUAAAAUCAGAGCUUUCUAUCCUGAAUCUGGAAAACUAAUGUAUGUGAUCCAUGAUGCUCAUAACAAAGGUGUCACGGCUUUGGCUACUACUUCUGAUUGCCGGCGUAUAGUCAGUGGUGGCAGUGAAGGUCAACUACGUAUCUGGGACAUUCAUGAAAAAGAACAGAAAUUGGUGACAGCAAUGAAAGAACACAAGGGAAAAGUUGCAUGUAUAAGACUGCGCAAAACAGUUGCAGAAUGUGUGAGUGCAAGUGAAGAUGGCACAUGUAUUAUCUGGGAUUUGCAGAACUUUUUGCGUAAACAAGUCAUCUUUGCAAACACAUUGUUCAAGUGUGUGUGUUAUCAUCCUGAAGAAUUCCAAAUUGUCACCAGUGGGUCAGAUCGAAAGAUUGGUUACUGGGAAACAUUUGAUGGCUCUCAGAUUCGUGAAUUAGAUGGUGCACAGUCAGGUGCAAUUAAUGGUAUGGAUAUUUCAAGUAAUGGCAAGAACUUUGUGACUGGAGGAGACGAUAAAAUCAUUAAGCUUUGGGGGUACAAUGAAGGCGCAGUUACACAUGUUGGUAUGGGCCACAGUGGAAGCAUCACCCGUGUUAAGAUUUGUCCCUGUUUAAAUUACAUCGUGAGUGUUAGUGCUGAUGGUGCAAUUCUCAUCUGGAGAUACCCUGACUAAUAUGCGCAACAUUAAGUAUCAUCAUUCAUGUGAUUUUUUUUUGACAAGAGACAUGAGAAAAUUAUGCUGUAUAAAAGAAAUAACUUUGCUAGCACAUGACCACCAUCCAUCAAUUCAAUCUAAUUUCCCUAUUAUUUAGUUGCAUUCAGAAUCCCUGUGAAAUGUGUCCUAAAAUGUUAAUUGUAGACAAGAAUCUUACAAGUAACAAUUAUGCUUCUCUUUCAUUGUAACAGCAAACAACAAGCAUGUGAGACUGUGACCACCUUAGGUUGUUGGUCAUGUGCUAAAUCUUUUCCCGACCAUGCCUGAAACCCCAAACUGACUGCAAGCCAUAACUUACUUUUCAAAGAAUCUGGCAAAUAAUGUGGGCUAUAUGUUUAUUGGCAAGAAGGGGAAAAAGGGGUUGACAUUAUAUAUAUUGUUUUUUUGUUAUUCAGAGAGCAGAUUCAGACAAAUGUAUCUUACUAAACAUUUAAACGAAACCCAUCUUUUGUAUAUAAGUAUUGGUAUUAAUAUCAACUUCACUGCAGUUUUGGAAUUUUGUAAAUUAGUAAAUUGCUGCUUUUUAUUACUUUUGCUAUGAUUUUAAAAUUCCUAAGUGCAUGCACAUUUAAAAUGACAAAAAUUGUGUAUGGCAAACAAAAUCAUAUUUAAUGUUGCCUGCUGUAAAAUCAAAGUGAUUCUCAUACAGUUGGUUCUUUCAUAUAUACUUAAAAUAUCUGUGUAAUUAUUUUUUUGUAUCUAGUGUUUAGU
Messenger RNA from Saccoglossus kowalevskii, 2760 nucleotides. RefSeq names its product cilia- and flagella-associated protein 52-like. The record is from RefSeq and is a predicted model, not a curated record. Gene Ontology annotation, molecular function: protein binding. Lineage: Eukaryota; Metazoa; Hemichordata; Enteropneusta; Harrimaniidae.